GUGCCAGGUGCCAAACUGGCAAAUUUCAUCUUCUGUCUCGUCUCCCUCUCCUCUUUCCAGUACAACAUGGGGGAUUGGAUGCAAAGGUAUACACUGUGGUGGCUGCUUGAGCUCGAGACGUCGCCGCCCAUCUGUCUCUCGAGCGGUUGGUUGGCUUACACGACUAAUGCAUGCAUUAGCUCCAAAAAAGAGAGCAACUACACUUGCAGCGGAAAUUCUACCUGUCGAUUUGUUAGCCCGUCCCCCCAAAGUGGACUCUAAACGCCUCCUUUUAGUAUGGCAAACGCUCGUGCUGUGCAGGCAUCGCAUCCCAGACUCUCUCUUGUCACGUAAGUUUUUCUUUUUCUUUGCAAUGGUCACCUCGUCUGCCCCUGUCCCGGCCCGCCCGCCGGCGCACACAAACGCCAAUUCGCUUUGCACUUUGCGAUCCAAAGGGCAGCAUGCCUCCGCCGUGGGCCUGGAGGCGAGAUUGUCUCAGCUUGCGAAACACACCUAACGAUGCCAGAAACAUCCAUGCCUGUGGCACGCAAGACCUACACUCCCCUUGCUCCCCUCGUGUGUGUGUCUGUCUUAAUUUUGCAAAUUGCCUUUAAGAACAUCGUCCGCGCCGUCGCCUUCUUCCUUCUUUAUAUGAAGGGGUCUUUGGAAUUUCUCUUGUCGGCCAUCUUUGCUUCGUCUCUCAUUUACAAUAGCCCACCCACGCAAUCGACAAACACCGACUUUUUCUGUUAUCUCUCGAAUUUCCCCCUAAUUCAACCUCAUAAUUAAUCACCACCGGAUUCGCAUUAUCGCCCAAGACAUACAGGGGCCCUAGCAUACACUUACCGCCAACCCACGCCUCUUAUCCAUCAGCCUCUCGCCCACCGGGUGUCUCGCCCGCAUCUUUCGCAGCCUCCUUGCCCACCAACUUGGUAACUGCCGCUAAUAUGUCGUCGUCUACCAUGCUCGUCAUGCCCCAGCCCCGUGCGGCUCACAAGCUGCGCGAUCGUGGCUCCGAGAAAGAGUACGCUGCUCCUGAGCAUGCCCGCCAUCGCCGCAAUCCCUCCAACAGUCACUACCAAGAGUCGCCAUACCCUUCUCCCCCCGAACAAUAUAACCAUCUUUACACCGAAUCACCGCCUCAUCAACAUCACCGUAAACACUCGUCGGAUCAUCGCCGGCAGCGAUCUCUUGCCUCGCCCGCAAACAUGCCUUCGGGUAUUGAGAGGCUCCCCGAAGAUGUUCAAGGCAUGGUGUACUCGCGCAUGGACUACCAAUCUCUCAUCCACCUCUCCACCAUGAACCGUCACUUCCACGGCACUAUUGAUCCUCAGCGCAUGGCUGAUGCAGCUGACAAGGCUCAAUUUGUGAUGCGCGCAGCCAAAGACUUCCCCCAGCACCGUCCCAGCGAGAAGGGCCAUGACUACAAGCCCGGGAACUUUGAGUGCUACAUCUGCUUCAAGGUGCGCUCUGCAGACCACUUUGACAUGCUGCAGCCACAGCAUGCUUGGAUUGAUGCUUACGGCCACGUUGUGUCUGAGCGCGAUCCUAUCCCCGGUGUCGAUAGCAAGAUUUCCCUCCGCCGCUUCUGCAUCGAAUGCGGCGUCAAGGAAGGUCUCCAUGCCCCCUUUGACUGCCUCACUACAAGAACAGGCCGCGACCUUUGGGUCUGCCGCUGCCGCCGCAUAUGGUCCAAGCCUGGUUGCUUGCGAUGCCCAGAUUGCCGCGGCGACUGCCCACUACGUCCCAAGAAGAAGUUUGGCAUGUAAGGCAGCUUGUAUGUAUACACCACACGACACUCUCACACAUUCUCUCACUUCUCCCGUUACUAUAUUAUAAUGUCUUUUAUCUCCCUCAUAUCAGACUUAUCUUUCUUACUAUUAUUAUUACUAAGGAGAAACAAACCGGACCUGCUGGCGUUACUUUGGUUUUUGGGGGCGGACUUGCUUUUAUUUUCUUUACUUUUACCUACGGAGUUAUACAAACGGUGUUAAUCAGGAGCAGGAGGGUACAGGAACUUGAUACCACAGCAUCAAAAAGAACUACAGGAUUUUGACGUUGAGAAGAUUAUACACACCCGCCAAGUAGUUGAAAACUCUUUACUUAAUUUCUAUUCAAAAAGCAUUAUCAAUAUCUUGC
[Torrubiella] hemipterigena is the source of this 2118-nucleotide messenger RNA. The record is from the annotation of a GenBank genome assembly. NCBI's taxonomy places the organism in Eukaryota, Fungi, Ascomycota, Sordariomycetes, Hypocreales, Clavicipitaceae.